This is a messenger RNA of Fraxinus pennsylvanica, 336 nucleotides long. Lineage: Eukaryota; Viridiplantae; Streptophyta; Magnoliopsida; Lamiales; Oleaceae. The record is from the annotation of a GenBank genome assembly.
AUGAACCUUUUGAGCUUGGUUCAAGGCCGGAAAUCUACACCCGAACAAGAAAUUCUUUACCUAAACUCCUACAAGUUCCAAAGAUCCAAGAAAGCAAUGAAACUGAAGGAACAAUGGAAGAGAACAAAGAGCUAUAAAAAGAAGUCAUGGCCUAGUUCACAAGACAACACAGAAAUGUUGCUUGGACUUGUCGAUGCAAAAAUUGCGUCAAGGGUUUUACUUAUGCUGAGGAUAAGCAAAGAGCAGAUAUUUUGGUGCGAAGAAAAGAUGAAGAAAUUAGCUAUAUCUGAUGGUAAGCUGCAGAGAGAUCCAUCACCGAUCCACUUUCCCUAUUAG